This is a messenger RNA of Schistocerca nitens (vagrant locust), 2329 nucleotides long. RefSeq names its product serine protease easter-like. Bases 17 to 1183 code for a protein of 388 amino acids. The transcript has 8 exons. Gene Ontology annotation, biological process: proteolysis. Gene Ontology annotation, molecular function: serine-type endopeptidase activity. The record is from RefSeq and is a predicted model, not a curated record. Lineage: Eukaryota; Metazoa; Arthropoda; Insecta; Orthoptera; Acrididae.
AGCCCGCAGUGCGACCAUGGCCAGACGAGGAGCAUCACCCGCCUACUGCGCGUGCGCACUCGCCUUCUUCGCAGCGUUCGCCACGACUGCAAGCGCCCUGCGGUGCGAGACGCCUUGCGUGAAGGUGGCGGAGUGCGGCUGGCUGGCCGCGCUGCUACGUCAGGAGCCGCGGCCUGCCGGCGUCGAAGAGGCGAUGCGCCGCCGCGUCUGUGGUUGGCAGGGCCGCUUCGUGCUCGUCUGCUGCGGCUCGCCGCCGAACCAGCCACAACCACAACCACAAGCACCGCCGGAGCCGCAACCACUGCCGGAGCCGCAGCCGCAGGAUCCCGCCUGGCCACAGAACCCGCUGCAGCACCCCAACAUACGGCUCCUGCCCAUGGACACGUGCGGACAGGACGACUCAGACCGCAUCACCCGCGGCAACGUGACUGCCGUCAACCAGUACCCCUGGAUGGCGCUGCUUGGCUACUCGAACGGCGGACCGGUGUCGUUCCUAUGUGGUGGGUCGCUCAUCACCAGCCGCUACGUGCUGACCGCAUCGCACUGCGUCAACGGCAGGAAGCUCGGCUCCUACAGGGUGGUGAGAGUGCGGCUAGGCGAGUGGGACCAGCGCACGGACGUGGACUGUGACGGCGAGAUCUGCGCGCCGCCGCCCGAGGACUACGGCAUCGAGGAGGCGACGCCGCACCCACAGUACAGGCCGCAGGCCAGCGCCAACGUCGCCAACGACAUCGCGCUCCUCAGACUCGACCGGGACGCACCCGAUAACUCUUUCAUCAGACCAAUCUGCUUGCCGGUUACACCUGAGAUGAGACAAGCGACGUUCAUCGGGAAGAGUCUUGUUGUGGCUGGAUGGGGUACAACCGAAUACGGUGACUCCAGCCCAGUGAAGCUGUACGUCGGGGUGCCGGUGGUGGACGAGCAGACCUGCCAGCAGCGGUACUCGCGCUGGAAUCGACGCAUCGUGCCGUCGCAGGUAUGCGCCGGUGGUAAGGAAGGCAAGGACUCCUGCUCCGGCGACAGCGGCGGCCCGCUCAUGGCUUUCGAAGGCCAGCCACCUAGGGGUGUCCUCGUUGGCCUCGUCUCAUUUGGCCCCCGAAACUGCGGCAUGGUGGGCUAUCCCGCUGUCUACACCCGUGUCUCCUCCUUCCUCACCUGGAUACUGGACACCAUUCGACCUUAACAUCAAGCACACGACCUGCAUCAGACCAAAUCAUUGUGGCUGACCACCACGAAUAUCGUUCGACUGGAUGCAUCCAGACGAAUUACGUCAACUCUCAGACACUAAUGUUCACGUUACUGCAAUGAAUAUCAAAGACAUUAUAUCUUAAGAGGUGUCAACUUAAGGCAGUGUCUCCUCUCACACCGUUUGCACCAACGUCUUUAAGAUAUUCAUUAUCAAAUUUUCCUUUGUCCUCAUCUUUUUUGUGUAGUACACACAAAAUUGUGCAACAAAUUAUCAUUAAAGAAAAAAAAAAGAAAUAUGUACUGUACAUAUGUGGAAAGAGCGGAGAACGUGAUUAUGAUGGCAAAAAACAUGAGAAAAUUUUAAUAAAAUUCGUUUUGUGAACAGUAAAAUUUCGUGAGGCUCUCACACGUGGAAACAGGGAAGGUAAGUACAACUGAGAACAACAGGAUUUCAGAGGAUUAAUCUUGACGAACAAUUGAUUCAUUGUAAAUGAUGUGAAAACAUGGUACUACUAACAAUUGCCUCACCAUCUGACACAGAAUACUGUCCUGCGUAGUAACAAACCUAAAUUAUCCUUGUUUCUUGUGUCUCCUUGUUCCCUAGUUUCAAGAAUUACAUGUUGUGUAUACGUUCAUCAUAAAAGCAAUUGCUUUGAUCACUUUCUCGUCGCUCGUUAUCUCAUUUACAGUAGUUAUUAAUAAUUUAUGCAAAUUUUUUGGUAUGUCCACCUCCGUAAAUGAGUGGCCAGUAUAGAAUGCUGAUAUGUAGAAGAUCCGCGUUCGUUUCACUUCACUGCAAACUCAUUUUCCUUGGUGCGAGAGCUGUGACGUGAUGCCAGUUGCGGAGCUACUUGAAUAAGAAGUAGCGAACUCAAGCUCUGGAAAGUCAGCAAAACGGCUCGGAGAGCGGGUUGCUGAUCACAUGCCCUCCACUCCACAUCCACGCGACCCCGAUUAGUAGUGGAUGAUCGUGUUUUAUAGCAGAGAAAUUGAUUUCGAGCCGUGAAACCAUGCUGUUUACUAAGUGAAUUUUGUGAAUUGUAAUUUAUUUUGUUGUCCUUGUGCAUCAUGGGACUGAGCUGGAUCAUUAAUAGAUUGUUAGUUUUGUUAAUUGCUAUUUAUAAAUAAACGUUUUAAAAUA